Molecule: messenger RNA, 1410 nt
Organism: Lathyrus sativus (Indian pea)
Lineage: Eukaryota; Viridiplantae; Streptophyta; Magnoliopsida; Fabales; Fabaceae
Source: the annotation of a GenBank genome assembly
AUGGCUGCCACACGACAAGUUCAAUGUUUGAUGCGAAGAGUUUGUAGAGGCACUAGGACUUUCGCUGUCGCCACACAAUCCAAUGCUUCUUCCUCUUCACAAACAAUCAUCGACAAAGAACAUCAACACAGUGCUCACAAUUACCAUCCACUUCCCAUUGUUUUUGCUCAUGCAAAGGGAUCAUCUGUGUGGGAUCCAGAGGGAAAUAAAUACAUUGAUUUUCUAUCUGGAUAUUCUGCGGUUAAUCAGGGACACUGUCAUCCUAAAAUUCUGAAAGCCUUACACGAUCAGGCGGAUAGGCUCACGGUGAGCUCUCGUGCGUUCUAUAAUGAUCGGUUUCCGGUCUUUGCUGAGUAUUUGACAGCCUUGUUUGGUUAUGAUAUGGUACUUCCCAUGAAUACUGGUGCUGAAGGUGUCGAAACAGCUUUGAAGUUAGCAAGAAAGUGGGGUUAUGAAAAGAAAAAAAUUCCCAACAAUGAGGCUCUUAUUGUCUCAUGCUGUGGCUGCUUCAAUGGUCGAACAUUGGGUGUCAUAUCUAUGAGUUGUGACAAUGAAGCUACCCGGGGUUUUGGUCCUUUAAUGCCAGGCCAUCUUAAAGUUGAUUUCGGUGAUGCAGAAGCCAUUGAACGAGUUUUCAAAGAAAAAGGAGACCGCGUAGCUGCAUUUAUUUUAGAACCUAUCCAAGGGGAAGCCGGGGUGGUAAUUCCCCCAGAUGGCUAUUUGAAAGCUGUUAGAGAUCUUUGCUCCAAAUACAACGUGUUGAUGAUUGCCGAUGAAAUACAAACUGGAUUAGGAAGAACAGGGAAAAUGCUGGCUUGUGACUGGGAAGAUGUUCGUCCAGAUGUAGUGAUUCUAGGGAAAGCAUUAGGUGGAGGAAUUUUACCAGUUAGUGCAGUUCUUGCCGACAAAGAUGUGAUGCUUUGUAUUAAACCUGGACAGCACGGAAGUACUUUUGGAGGAAAUCCAUUGGCUAGUGCAGUUGCCAUUGCCGCACUUGAAGUGAUCAAAGAAGAGAGACUUACCGAGAGAUCUACCAAACUGGGAGGCGAGCUUCUCGGUCUGCUGCAUAAUAUUCAAAAGAAACACCCGGACCACAUAAAGGAGGUGCGGGGAAGAGGUUUGUUUAUUGGAGUGGAGCUUAACAGCGAAAGCUUGUCUCCUGUGACAGGCUUUGAGCUAAGCGAAAAAUUGAAAGAAAGAGGAGUUCUUGCCAAGUCAACACACGACACAAUCAUUCGCUUCACUCCCCCGCUCUGCAUAAGCGAGGAUGAGAUUCAACAAGGUUCUAAGGUCUUGGCUGAUGCGCUGGAAAUUGAUCUACCGUUGUUGAAGAAGACGAAGCCAAAAGACGCUGUUCCUCUAGCUGGGCCUAGUCCAUGUGAUCGGUGUGGUCGCCUCGUGUAUGGUUAA